GCCUGAUGCGCGCAUAGGCUACAUAAGUGGUGGGCUUUGCAGUCUGUGAAGGCAAGUGUAUCACCAUGAUCAACCUUAUAUGGGGAGGAUCUUCAACCUGCUUGGCUGCAUAAAUCAUAAUCAAGAUGAAAACGUGAUCAUAGCGCAUUCGGCAUCGUUCGAGGCAUCGGUAUACCAUUAAGUUCUGACGCGCACGAUAGAACCGUGGACUCCGGGCACGGCUACAGAGGUGGUAGACUGCUAGGCGGAGGCUGGAGGCGAAAACAGACAUAUUUUAAUGUUAUUAAUCAAACUGAUCACAAUGAAGCGCAGAAGGAUUGUGGUUGCGGCAGGCUUCUGUCUUGCCUUCUUCCUUGGUACACUGAUGAAUUUGCUGUAUAUACCAGGGUUUGAGCACCAUCAGAACCACGACCAUAGAGUACAUCGGUACUACCACGAAAAACAGCAGCGGGUUACAGGCGAUUCACAGCUACAAGUCGGCGAGUCAGUCACUGAAGCUGUGGCCGAGUCCAAUAGUAAACCUGCCGUAGGAAGCAGGCAUCAUCAGGACCUUCUGCUGCAGAUACGAGAAAGAUUCGAUGAGGUUGUGCGGUACCGUCAGCGCCAAGCACAUGGGUCUGGCACCGGAGACCCAGUCCGCCAGCUGGAGAGACGGAGGCUCAUGGAUUCAGAGCCAGGGGACAAUUGGGACCCUGUCAAAGUAAUUGAGCGAACCGAUAACCGACAGACGCGUUUUCAAAAUCGACCUUCACCUUCCAUAUACAUGCACACAGCAUCACGGAAAGAUUUCACUAUGACUUUGAGCAGCGUUAACGGUACUCGGAUGCUUGGCUGCAGCAGCAUAGACAACGUGACCAAUGUUCAGUACCUCGGCUCAGGCUACACAAAGGCUGUCUACAAGGCGUCUCUCAACAACAGCUUGUCGGUGGCUCUGAAAUCGGUGGAUUUCGGGGGACACGAUAUGGAAAAUUGCGUAAAGAAAUAUGGUUCACCUGGAGACUGCUACAGACUGGCGUCCUUCAAAAUAGUGAAAGAAAUGACGCUGAUGGAAAGGCUACAGCACCCCAACAUUCUAAAG
Messenger RNA from Salvelinus sp. IW2-2015, 1078 nucleotides. Its product is annotated as extracellular tyrosine-protein kinase PKDCC-like. The transcript has a single exon. Gene Ontology annotation, molecular function: ATP binding; non-membrane spanning protein tyrosine kinase activity. Gene Ontology annotation, cellular component: extracellular region. The record is from RefSeq and is a predicted model, not a curated record. Gene Ontology annotation, biological process: peptidyl-tyrosine phosphorylation; skeletal system development. The annotation marks the transcript as partial. NCBI's taxonomy places the organism in Eukaryota, Metazoa, Chordata, Actinopteri, Salmoniformes, Salmonidae.